This is a messenger RNA of Hyaloscypha bicolor E, 2371 nucleotides long. RefSeq lists its product as uncharacterized. The coding region runs from base 116 to 2176 and encodes 686 amino acids. The record is from RefSeq and is a predicted model, not a curated record. NCBI's taxonomy places the organism in Eukaryota, Fungi, Ascomycota, Leotiomycetes, Helotiales, Hyaloscyphaceae. The transcript has 5 exons.
CUGAAAUUUUAACUCAAUGGUCUUAAUUUAGAAAAUAAGCUACAAAGCAUCAAAGAUUCCAUAUAGAACGAUCUACUGGAAGGAUACAGCUCCUGACCAUAAGUUCAAAGCGAGCAUGCCGAAUACGAAGGGUUUCGCAAAAAAGAGCAAGGUUACACAAGGCGGGGUAGGUUUGUCGAGAAUCCUAUCGCGACAACAUAUCGAAAAUACGUCCUAUGAAAUAUCCUUCUCACAAAGCAGAAUGUGGGGAAGCAAUGUCACCAGAGAACAUAUACUGCAGAAGAUUACCCUUCUCGCUAUGCUAGGUGGGGUACGGGAAGGCACCAAGGAGCAUGAAUUAAUCCCCCGACCUGGGAGAGCAUCAUGCCUGACUAUUGAACAAGAGGGAGAGAUCGUGAGCAAUUUAGCAUUCCUGGCCUCUCGCCGCAAGAAUUCCAAAGCGGUAGUCGCAAUUGCCAUUGAGGAGGAUGAAGACGGUCAAGGAAUGACCAUUCGCAUAGCUGUCAAUGGUGACAGUGUCGUGCACCUCAAAGAAGGAUUAGUUCAGAUCAGCGAGACACUAGAGCAAGUUUCAAGACUUGAGCAAUCGGAAAUACAUGAUAUAGAAAGCCUUUUUCGACGAGUCGUCAUACUAGACUUCUUCCGUAUUUGUACACGAUUGCGGUUGGGUAGGAAACACCAAAUUGAAGCAUCCCCCAUCACGCUGCUACACCAAACUCUCUACGACAGUUCUAUAACCGAAAUUGAAGAGCUCAGGAUGAUAGCGCUACGGGAAAAGGUCACAGCUCUAGUUGAAGCUUACCGAAGAUUAAAACAGACACCACAACCUCUCGACAAACCUACGGCAUACGAAAUGAUAGAGGAAGUAACGAGACUGGCUCACAGCUUGAAUCAGUCCUCCGGAUUCUCAGCCGCUCUGAAUAAGUCCUCGAAAUUUAGCUCGUCGAAAUUGGCUUCUCUCGGAGAUUCCGUGGCCAAGCUUGGGCAAUAUUACAAGGCGGCCUCAGAACUUGUGCUAGCAGCAAGAAGAAAAAGAUGUCGAAUAUUUCGAAAGAUCCGAGUUGAGAGUUUUCAAAUCUGUGUUCCAGAAAAUGUCAGGGUACCAUCUAAACCCGAGUCCGCCCUUCCCCUGGUCGACCAUUUACUCCAAUCACACAAAACUUCAAAAUUAUUACACCGAUUCCCAGGCUCGAAAUCUGCAGUCGACGCCGCGCUGACUAAUCGCUUGAAUGGUGAGAGAGCUGGCAUCAAACUUCACGCCGAAAUCAAGCUGCUUUUUUACUAUGAAUCACGUCCUGCACACGUAAGACCGAGGGUAAUAUGUACCAACAAGAGCGCCUGCUACUUAUGCGACCUCUUUUUCAGGAUCCACGGCCAAUUCCAGCUACCAAGAACAUUUGGAAAGAUGAACGAGAGAUGGAUUUUGCCUGAUUGGCUACAUGUUCCCCCAAGUCAGAUUCCGGCCUUGAAGAAUGUGGUUGAGCAGUUCAGUACGGCCCUAGACUCUCAAAUUAGACUCGCCUCAAAGAAUAUGAAACGUCAGCCUGAUCCGAUCGAGAGUUCUGUUGGUAUAUCCGCGCAUUGGUCCUGCUCUACUGUCGACAAGGCAACUUGGUCUCAGCCAAUCCCCAGCCCAAAUAUGACUGCCACUGUUCCAACAGGGAGAGGGCUAGGUCCGAGCCAUUCUGAGUACCCGCCAGCCCCAGGAUCACUUGAGAUACCGAUUCCUUCCCGGUCAUCUUCUUGUACUGUCCUAGUCCCUGCACCCUCACUAUUCCCAAUCCCAGUGCCGAAUAUCUUUCAAGAAUACGAAACACUGCGCCCCGGCAAACAUAUAUGCCGACGACUCGCAGAAAGAGGUCAGUCCUUCACAGUUACUUUCCAUGACUUGUACGCCACGGUAUCUUUCGAUAUUGCCCAAAGUGCUGGUGAUGAGCGGGGCACCACACCAUGGGUGCAGAUUGGGUUUCUGGAGUCUACAGAACAGCCAAAGCUUAGUAAUGACGGCAACAAUGCUAUCUCCCUAGAAGAUAUCCCAGAAGGUGCUGAAGUGACGGCUACACGUGGCGUGGGUGACCCCCAAACGGUGCUCUAUGUCCAUUGGAAACGGCAGGCCAUUUCUAUUCAAUGUAUGUCACAACUCUGUGAUUCAAGUUGUCCGCCAAUUCUGCUCUAGAAAUGUAGUUCAAGUGUUAAUAGACAUGCUACUUGAAACAAGCAUGGAUGAGUAUGCACGUCCUGACAUCCUGCGAUGCAUUUUGGUACCUUUAGACUUUUAGGGUUGAGUAGCGGUCAAACAGAAUGAAUAGGUGAGGACAUUAACUGGUAAGAUUACUUACGGAUCCAUCUUUUGUUACGAGAAUUGGAUUCA